Puma concolor (puma) is the source of this 1302-nucleotide messenger RNA. NCBI's taxonomy places the organism in Eukaryota, Metazoa, Chordata, Mammalia, Carnivora, Felidae. The record is from RefSeq and is a predicted model, not a curated record.
AUGGCAGAAUCUCUCACCACUUUCUCUGAUCCGAGGACAGAAAUGAGCAUCCUGGAAACCAACCAGUACUUGCGCUCCCAGCUGGCAAAAACCAAACAGAGCUUCCGAGACCUCACAGAGAAAUUCCUCACAUCCAAGGCUACUGCUUACUCCCUGGCCAAUCAGCUGCAGAAAUACAAGAGUGAAGAGCACAAAGCCCUCAUUGAAUCCGUGCUAGAGGAGGGAGCGCGGUUUGAGGGAGAGCUGGCAGAGAAGAGGAGCCCAGCUGCAAGGCUGGGGAAACAUGAUACCCUAAUUCAGGCUCAUGCCCGAGAGCUGACCCACUUACGACAGAAGAUACGAGAAGGGAAAGGUGUCUGUUAUCUUUUCAUUCAGCAUACGAAGAGCAUAGUCAAGUCUUUUGAGGGCCUCCUCAGGAGUGCUGACAUUCCCUACUACCAGGGACAGAGAUUCUGUGAGCAGCUGGCCCAAGGAAGCCAGCUGGCAGAGAGCCUUGCCAGCAAACUCAUCACUGAAAAUCACAAUGAUAAGAACGAUGAAGAUAGACAGGAGCCACUGGCACCCAGGCUCAGCAGGGGGUUCCAGGAGGAAGAAGUGAAUGAAGCCCUGGAAGCCUCACUAGAUGAACAGUAUUUGACUCAUUCCAGUCGCCAUGACUCUCACCAGCUUCCCCGCAGCAGUUCCUUCCUGCUUGACAUGCAGGAAGCCAGCUCUGCUGUGGAAGUCACCAAAGAUGAGAUCCAGAACCUGUACCAGCACCUGAGGGAAAUUCUUUUCAUCAAUGCCUGCCUUCAAGAAAAGCUGGAACAUCAUCUCAGCAUUUCUGACCAAGGAAACGCCUAUUCGGGAGACUCCAAGGCAGCCCACCCAAGAAUCACUCAAAACGCCAGAUUUCACUGGAGCGUGUUGGCCGCGGACCUCCUGUCAGUGGCUUUAAAGCAGCGCAGGCAGGAGCCCGAGGGACCCCCUUCGCCCAGAGGACACCGAAGAGACUCCGCUCUGCCGGGAGAGCCGCGGGGCGGCGCAGAGCCAACGGGCUGGCGGAGGAAGAGCGCGCACCCGACGUCUGCCCCGGGGCCCCUCGUCCUAGAGGCGGACACCCUGCGUUCGAGCCGGAGACCAGGCCGCCUGCCUCGUUUCCGUAGUGUAGUGGUUAUCACGUUCGCCUCACACGCGAAAGGUCCCCGGUUCGAAACCGGGCGGAAACAGCUUCCUUUUACCACUACCCCCCCCAACUCCAACCCCAUCUAUUGUCCUUUAAAACGCAAAAAGAACGAGGGCCGGAGUCCCACCGCCACCUGA